Molecule: messenger RNA, 468 nt
Organism: Musa acuminata AAA Group (dessert banana)
Lineage: Eukaryota; Viridiplantae; Streptophyta; Magnoliopsida; Zingiberales; Musaceae
Exons: 1
Coding region: 1-468 (155 amino acids)
Source: RefSeq, a predicted model, not a curated record
AUGAGUAUCGUGCUUGCAGCACUACUGAAGGCCAAAACCUUGGCUGUCAAGAAGACCAGACUCAUGUUUCUUGGGAUGCUGUCGAAGAGGAAGGUCCUAGCGAGUGCAAUCUCCAACAAGAUCCAUGCACUGAAGGGCCACGACAGCGGUGGAGGAUCUGGCCACGCUCUCGGGGGCUACAGCAAAGCGAUAGUGAUGUAUAAUGCUGCCAGAGAGGAGGUGUUCUCGAGUCCAGCUGAUCAUAGGGAGUCGCUCGAGUAUGUCGAAGAAGACGAGUAUCCUGACUUGGCACACACUCUCUUUGACUUGGACGAUGAGCUGAUCGACAAUCCGUGCUCUGUCAUGGAUUUGGUUCGAGGCUCUGGAGAGGACGGCUUGGAAUUCAACCUCGAGAAUGAGAUCGAUCAUGUUGCCGAUGUAUUCAUAAGGAGAUUCCGUAGGGAGAUGAGGUUGCAGGAGCAGGAAUGA